UCAGAGCGGUCCGUGAAGGCCACACCGCGUCGUGGACGUUUGUGAUCAGAAACAGAGCUGCAGGUGAGUCUGCGCGCGGAGAGAACGACAGGAGCGGUGAAGAACAUGGAGAACAUGCAGUGUCAGGUGCUGAACAUGCAGCGGGUCCAGGCUCUGGAAGCUUGGCUGAAAACCACCAACACAAAUCUGACUCAGGUCAAUGGCCAGAGGAAGUAUGGAGGACCUCCUGAGGUGUGGGACGGCCCCCCCCCAGGAGUUCGAUGUGAGGUCUUCAUCAGUAAGAUCCCACGAGACACCUACGAGGACCUCCUGAUCCCCCUGUUCAGCUCUGUGGGCGAGCUGUGGGAGUUCCGGCUUAUGAUGAACUUCAGCGGUCAGAACCGCGGCUUUGCCUAUGCCAAAUACGGCACUGCAGCCAUGGCGUCCGACGCCAUCCGCCUGCUGAACGGCUACAUGCUGGAGCCCGGGUCCCACCUCAGCGUCCGCCGCAGCACGGAGAAAAAGAAACUCUUCAUCGGAGAUCUGCCGGCCGUCACCAAACAGGAGGAGCUGCUGCAGGUGCUGCGUGUGCUGGUGGAGGGGGUGGAGAGGGUGUCCCUGAAGGCCGGGGUGGGUAUAGAGGGGGUGUCCGCCAUCGUGGCCUUCAGCUCCCACCAUGCUGCUUCUAUGGCCAAGAAGGUUCUUUUGGAAGAAUUUAAGAAGAAGUUUUCUCUGAACGUCUCCAUCAAGUGGCACUCGGUGGAGAAGGUGAACCUGGAGGACCCACCGUGUCCUCAGAAAGCUCCCAGCAUCCUGCUGCCAUCGUCCCUGAAGCCUCCCUCAGCCCUGCCUCCACACCUGGCCCCCUCCCCAUCCGUCCCCCCAGGUUUCUGCAGAGCAGUGGGAGGACCCACGGCCCCCAAGCUGCCUUACCCCAGGCAUUCAUCCCCCUCCUCCUCCCAGGGCAAAAUGGUGCUUGCUGGGUGUCCGGUUCUGCUCCUCCAGAAGAUGUGUGAGGCAAAUGGAUUCGGCCAACCAGGCUAUGAGAUGUUCUACAGCCACGCUGGAUCAGAUGGAUUCCUCUAUUUCAAUUACAAGCUGCACAUCCAUGGGGCCCCCACCACAUUCGAGGGACUGGUUAUGAUCUUACCUGGGCCCAGUGCCAGCAACAUGCUGAAGGAGGCUGAGAGGGCUGCAGCCCAGCAGGUCCUGCAGAGAGUCUGCAACAACCAGCUGGCUGCCUGAACAGUUCUGGUUCUGCAGCUCUGACCGUCUGUUCACGUUCUGUGUUAAAUCUAAAACUCUGGUUUACUCUGCUUGUUUUUGUUCAUUUCUGCAUGUUUUUAGUAGAGUUGUAGUGAACUUGUCUUGUUUGGACUUCUGCAGUUUGUUUUAUGCAUGUUUUUUAUUAUAAUGUUCUGAGGUCCUCAUUUAAAUUAAAUAAGAUCUGAAAACGUU
Molecule: messenger RNA, 1437 nt
Organism: Melanotaenia boesemani (Boeseman's rainbowfish)
Lineage: Eukaryota; Metazoa; Chordata; Actinopteri; Atheriniformes; Melanotaeniidae
Gene: dnd1
Product: DND microRNA-mediated repression inhibitor 1
Exons: 5
Coding region: 106-1224 (372 amino acids)
Biological process (GO): mRNA stabilization; negative regulation of miRNA-mediated gene silencing
Cellular component (GO): cytoplasm; nucleus
Molecular function (GO): mRNA binding
Source: RefSeq, a predicted model, not a curated record